AUGUCUGUGCUCAGGCGGAUGAUGCGGGUCUCCAAUCGGUCCCUCCUCGCCUUCAUCUUCUUCUUCUCCCUCUCCUCGUCUUGCCUCUACUUCAUCUAUGUGGCUCCGGGCAUCGCCAACACAUAUCUCUUUAUGGUACAAGCUCGAGGAAUAAUGUUGAGAGAGAAUGUAAAAACAAUAGGACAUAUGAUCAGGCUGUACACAAAUAAAAACACUACACUCAAUGGUACAGAUUAUCCUGAAGGCAAUAAUUCAAGUGAUUAUCUUGUUCAAGCAACAACGUAUCUUCCGGGAAACUUCACAUAUUCGCCAUACCUCCCCUGCCCAGAAAAGCUGCCUUACAUGCGGGGAUUCCUCAAUGUCAAUGUAAGUGAAGUCAGUUUUGAUGAAAUUCAUCACCUCUUCUCCAAGGAUUUAGAUAUUGAGCCAGGAGGUCACUGGAGGCCUAAAGACUGUAAACCCAGGUGGAAGGUGGCAGUUCUCAUUCCUUUCCGUAAUCGCCAUGAACAUCUUCCAAUUUUUUUCUUGCAUCUGAUUCCAAUGCUCCAAAAACAGCGGCUGGAAUUUGCCUUUUAUGUCAUUGAACAGACUGGCACACAGCCUUUUAAUCGUGCAAUGCUCUUCAAUGUGGGCUUCAAAGAGGCCAUGAAAGACAGUGUCUGGGACUGUGUAAUCUUCCACGAUGUGGAUCAUCUACCUGAAAAUGACCGAAACUAUUACGGAUGUGGAGAAAUGCCACGUCACUUUGCAGCCAAGCUGGAUAAAUACAUGUAUAUUCUUCCUUAUAAAGAGUUUUUUGGCGGUGUAAGUGGACUGACAGUGGAACAGUUCAGAAAGAUCAAUGGUUUUCCUAAUGCCUUCUGGGGAUGGGGAGGAGAAGACGAUGACCUUUGGAAUAGGGUUCACUAUGCUGGAUAUAAUGUAACAAGACCAGAGGGGGACCUGGGAAAAUACAAGUCUAUUCCUCAUCACCAUCGAGGUGAAGUCCAGUUCUUAGGACGGUAUAAACUACUAAGAUACUCAAAAGAGCGCCAGUACAUCGAUGGGUUGAACAAUUUAGUAUAUACGCCAAAAAUACUGGUUGAUAGGUUGUAUACAAAUAUAUCUGUAAACCUCAUGCCAGAGUUAGCUCCAAUUGAAGACUAUUAAAAGAAGUAGCUCUCAUGGCAAGAUAGACCACAAUGCUGGAUCGGGAACUUGGAGUGCACUCUUAAUAGAGGUCAGUGAAUGGAUGUGUCACAGUGCCCUGGGUGGUGAGAAGAAGAGCCUGUGUUCUCAGUGUUUACUUGUGGGAUUGUAUACAGUCAGCCUUCUUCCACCCACCCAUCCUCUAUCCUGAGACACACCCCAUGGCGAGC
Messenger RNA from Eubalaena glacialis (North Atlantic right whale), 1358 nucleotides. RefSeq names its product beta-1,4-galactosyltransferase 6 (gene B4GALT6). The transcript has 9 exons. Gene Ontology annotation, biological process: carbohydrate metabolic process; glycosphingolipid biosynthetic process. NCBI's taxonomy places the organism in Eukaryota, Metazoa, Chordata, Mammalia, Artiodactyla, Balaenidae. Gene Ontology annotation, molecular function: UDP-galactose:glucosylceramide beta-1,4-galactosyltransferase activity. The record is from RefSeq and is a predicted model, not a curated record. The coding region runs from base 1 to 1149 and encodes 382 amino acids.